Messenger RNA from Lineus longissimus, 1952 nucleotides. Its product is annotated as organic cation transporter protein-like. Lineage: Eukaryota; Metazoa; Nemertea; Pilidiophora; Heteronemertea; Lineidae. Gene Ontology annotation, cellular component: membrane. Gene Ontology annotation, molecular function: transmembrane transporter activity. The record is from RefSeq and is a predicted model, not a curated record. The transcript is spliced from 11 exons. Gene Ontology annotation, biological process: transmembrane transport. The coding region runs from base 166 to 1824 and encodes 552 amino acids.
UACUUCCGCUAGGUCACGUGGAUGGACAACAUCAUUGAAAAGCAAUGCAUCGCCUGGCAUUGCACGGCAUCGGUCAAUCGAAAAAAGGUGCGAGUGCGGGCCGGUGAAAUUUAAAGGAUUUAACAGCAGCUGUGUGUUCCUACGAAAAAGAUCACAGUCUUCAACAUGGGAACAUUCGAUGAUGUUUUGAUAAAAAUCGGAGAAUUCGGUCGCUUUCAAAUUCUGGUGUUUUUCUUCUUCUCGGCUUCGUAUCUUUCUUCCGGCUGGCACGCCGCCUCAAUGGUCUUUCUCGGAGCGAACAAAGAUCAUUGGUGCCAUGUGACAGCCUUGAGGAAUCUGACAGAAAGCCAGCAGAGGAAUAUUGUGGAACCUAUCACUUGCCCGGAUGACGUGAAAAGCGCCACCUGUCGGCAGUGUUAUGGAAACGUGCUCAACUAUAGCAGAUACUCGUUUGAGGACCUCACGUCAUGGAACCGCUCCAAGCAGCUUGAUGGAACCAUCACGUCUGAGAAAUGCCAAGCUUGGGAGUUUAGUUCAGAGGCUUACACCUCAACGCUCGUGGACCAGUUCUCCCUCACCUGCGACCGAGAAUGGAUGAUCGCCAUGCUGCAGACGAUAUAUAUGACCGGCUAUUUGAUUGGUUGCCUCGUUUUCGGUUCCAUAUCGGAUAGCUUCGGUCGAAUGAAGGCCUACCUCUUGGCUCUUAUCUUGGAGGUAUUCUUCGCCGUUGUCGCCAUCUACGUCCCCUGGUACCCGCUAUAUGCCGUCUUUAGAUUCAUGCUGGGAGCGACUUCCGGAGCCGUUUAUACGUGCGCGUAUGUUAUAAUCGUCGAAAUGAUGGGACCACGCCACCGAACUGCCGUGGGUAUUUUCAACCAAUGGGGCUUCGAUGUUGGUGUUUUGCUCUGCACUGCUGUGGGAUAUUCCAUCAAGGACCACUACUCGAUGCAAUGGGCAUUUGCUGUGCCUCCAAUAAUAUUCCUUCUUGGGAAAUUCAUCAUCCCCGAGUCCCCUCGUUGGUUGGUUACGAAAGGCCGGCUGGAUGAAGCGGAACAAUUCCUCCGGAAAAUCGCCAAGUUCAACCAGAACCCGAUCACAAAGACAGGAAAACUUGUCGCCUCCAUUGACAUUGAGGCCAAACCGGUUGAGACCAGUUUUGUUGAUCUCUUUCGGACGCCAAACUUGAGGAAGCGAUCCUUGCUGUCGUUCUAUGUCUGGUUCUCGAAUAGUGCAAUAUACUACGGUUUGAUGUUCAGCGCGAGUGGCUUCGGCUUCUCGAUCUUUGUCAACCUGGCCUCAAGCGGAGCCUCCGCAGUUAUAAGCUACUUCGUCGUCUACGUGUUGUUUAAUAAAGUUGGGAGACGUUUCUCGAUGAUGGGCUCUCUCGUGUUUUCAGGUGUCGCCCUCUUUAUCUGCAUUCCGUUACUAUACGUUGAUUAUUUGUGGCCACUCCUCUUAGUAGUCUCGUUCCUAGGCAAAGUGGCCAACUCGGCCGCAUUUUGCGGGGGCUACCUCCACAGCUCUGAGUAUUACCCAACAGUCAUUAGGAGUAUUGGUGUAGGCUGUGCGUCCCUGUUCGCGAGGGUUGGUGGCCUGCUGGCUCCACAGAUAGCAAGACUGUCCACCGUGUGGCAGCCAUUUCCUGCCAUAAUUCUGGGAACAAUCGCCAUCACUGCCGGGCUUUGUAAUUUCUUCCUCCCAGAGACGCUCAACAAGAAACUGCCCGAGACUUUAGAAGAUGGUGAGAAUUUCGGAACGACGGCGGAGACUCAGUCUGAUGAGGCGGGGGUUCCGUUAACAGAAAAAGAACCUGCCCUGGUCUGAUUCUCAGGGCUAUAACGUUGGCGUGAAGUUAAAUGAUACUAUAGUGAAUGAAAUUUCCUGAAGAAUAUAUGAUACUCAGUUUGUUGUUUGUCUUUCGUAGAUGUUGGGAUGACGUGCUUGAUGAAACA